Pseudocercospora fijiensis CIRAD86 is the source of this 483-nucleotide messenger RNA. RefSeq lists its product as uncharacterized. Bases 1 to 483 code for a protein of 160 amino acids. Lineage: Eukaryota; Fungi; Ascomycota; Dothideomycetes; Mycosphaerellales; Mycosphaerellaceae. Gene Ontology annotation, molecular function: zinc ion binding. The transcript has 5 exons. The record is from RefSeq and is a predicted model, not a curated record.
AUGCUAGCACUAGCAGUCUCGGCAGAACUCGAAGGUGUCACCGACCUCCAGCCUGAAGACACCGAAAACACACCUUUCUACUACACAUUCAAGGUUCAGUGCACAUCAUGUCGAGAGAUACAUCCAAAUUGGGUGUCCGUGAGCAGAUUCGAGCAAAAUGAGCAAUCCGGCAGUAGAGGCGAGGCGAAUUUCGUGUGGAAAUGCAAGAAUUGUAAGCGUGAGCACUCGGCCAACAUCGUAGACAAGCCAAAAUCAUACGCCCAGCAAAGUCCCGCCAAGCUUCAGAAUAUCUUGACGUUUGACUGUCGAGGGUUGGAAUUUGUGGAAUUCAAGGCUGAUGGAGAAUGGAAUGCUAUAGGAAUCGAAUCAGGCACCAAGUUCUCUGGGAUAGAUUUGACCGAAGGCGAAUGGUUUGAUUAUGACGAGAAAGCUGGCGAGGAAGUCAGCAUCAAGGAUAUUAAAUGGGAGAUUCGAAGGGCUUGA